CGCUGCCGGAGCUCCGAGCCCGGGCCUGGGGACUCGGGAUCCCGCCGCCGGGGUCGCAGCAUGGGGCGCUUCGGCGGGGCCCUGCGGUGCAUCAAGUACCUGCUGCUCGGCUUCAACCUGCUCUUCUGGCUGGCAGGGUCGGCAGUCAUUGCUUUUGGACUGUGGUUUCGGUUUGGAGGCCCCAUGAAGGAUUUCUCGUCAGAGGACAGUUCCCCAGAGUACUUCUACAUGGGGCUCUAUGUGCUGGUUGGAGCGGGGGCCCUGAUGAUGGCCGUGGGCUUCCUCGGGUGCUGUGGAGCCACGCGGGAGUCCCAGUGUGUUCUCGGAUCUUUUUUUACCUGCCUAUUGGUGAUAUUUGCUGCUGAAAUAACCACUGGAGUAUUUGCUUUUAUAGGCAAGGAUGUAGCUAUACGACAUGUUCAGACCAUGUAUGAAGAAGCUUAUAACGAUUACCUUAGAGACAGGGAAAAGGGAAAUGGGACUCUCAUCACCUUCCACUCAACAAAUUGCAUUGAUGAAAUUGAGAGCAUAAUCAGUGUUAAGCUCCAGCUCAUCGGAAUUGUCGGUAUUGGAAUCGCAGCCCUCACGAUAUUUGGCAUGAUAUUCAGCAUGGUCCUUUGCUGUGCAAUACGAAAUUCACGAGAUGUCAUAUGAAGCUACUUCUACAUGAAAGUUGUAAUCUAGAGCAUACAAAUGUCACAGGAGCUGUCUCCUGGCUCAUUUUUAAUAUUCAAAGGACAUUAGGAUCUAAAAUAAUUUGCUGUUAAUUGUACAUUUGCACAUGUAUGUAUGUUUGGCUCAUUACUGGUUUACCCCUUGAGUGAAUGCCUAUGUAUGUUGACUGAAGCAUAUUCAUGUGUGAUCUGCAUGUUUCUGGUAUAUGCAUAAUGAAAUCUGUUUGCUGGGAAUUCCUGAUUCUUGUUAUGUGAGAGAAACACAUAUUUAACUCUCAGAAAAAGAUAAAAAUCUUUGAUAAACUUUAAAAACUUGGUUAUUUAGGAAAAAAAUAUGAUAGUGGGUCAGUUUCUCAGACUCUAGCCAUAGGAAGUUAGAUACAGAGAAUUCAGGGAUUUCUAGUUUGUGGAAGCAAUAAGCUACAGGAAUUGAGAGAUCAUGGUGCAGUGUUAAAAGUAACUGUGUUUGGGUUAGGUGUAAGGGUUUCCUGGGAUUUUUCUUAUAUACAUACUCUCCCCAGAAUUCAGGACUAAACACAUCUGUAAAACUAAAUAUAGCUUGGAAAAUCUAAUUUGACUAAGUCAUACUUUCCUAGUAUUUAAAAAACAAAACAAAACAAAGAAAACCUUGCUCUGGAAAGAGGUGUCACACAGACGAUCACAUGCCCUAUAAAACUGAGUGAUUUUAGAAAGAAAAUCUUUUAACAACUUUUUAAGGAAAUAUUUUUAUUCUUAUAUAAAGACAUUUAAAUAUUGCUUUAUGACUUUCCUUUUCUGACUCUUCCCUGAACUACUGUAACCCCCACAUACACAAAAGGGCUUUUAUCUCCAACUCUUCUGCAUUUCUUCAGAUGUAAGCAUAGAAAGACUAAAGCAAGAGAUCUGGCAGUUGCAAAUUGUGGGAAAGAGAAUUUUUACUGGCACUGUAUCUUUGAAAUACCUCAUAACUUGAGUUUACAUAUUUUCCUAAUUUUUGGGUAUUUUUCUUAUUUAUUCACCUAGAGAAUUCUUCUUUAUAGAUUAAGAACUACAGUUUUUGCCACUUAAAAUAUACUAUAUCAUGAGCAUCCUUAGCCAAACCAAAAUAAAGAGAAACAUCCUCUCCUAGUUUUGUGCACACAAGAGAGACAAGCUAAGGAAACAAAAAUACACACACAACAGAAAUAUGUUCCUUCUGUGCAGGUCUCCUAUAAAAAUAAAAUGUUUGUGUUCUUUAUGGUCUUGACGCUUCAUUGUAAUCCCAAAUUUACAAUCUAAAUUGACAUAUACGUCCAUUUUUAAAUAGCAACUUGGUACAUUUAGUAAAUCAUGGAUUUUUUAAAAUUACAUUUUAAAAGGCCACACAAAAAUGAAAGUAUGGGGGACUUUUGGAAACCCCCAAGUAAGUUUGUACUCAUGUGAGAACACAAGUCUUUGGGUCUACACUAAAGGAGAGUGUGCACUCCGAGAAAGUGCUACAAAACAUUUUGCUGAGAACAUGUAACCAUUUGAAAUAAUCUCACUCCCAUUGGGAACCACAUUUCUCCUGCCAUACUUGCUAUUGCUACUAACUGUGGAGGAAGAUUUCUAGAAAAAAAGUCAGACUGGAAGCAAGCCAAAAAUUUAAUUGUGCAUGGCUACUUUUCUGUGUCUGUAGCUAACAGAAAGAUUAUUUUAAGAAACUCAAUAGAUGUUUCUACCCUGGUAGUUGAGAAGUAGAGCUUUUUAAGUAAAGAACAAAAAGCCACCAUCUCUCUUGGUGGCUUAUUUCACCUGUCUGCCUGAAGACAGGAAACAGGCUUAAGGGCAUACUUAGGUUUCUUCCAGCUCAGAAUCUUCUGGGAUUCAACAAAGUGAGUUUCAUUCUACGUCUGAAUUAACCUUAAAGAAGUCUAGCUAAAAGUGGAAGAGUAGAGAUUUGUUCCAUAUGUGAUUAAAGUGUGACUUUUGGGAGUAAUUUUUCUAAAAUAUGUGCCAUGAGUAAAAUUAGAGAAUUUCAUCUCUGAGUGAGGGAAGAAUUAUAUACAUAUAUAUCUUGAAUCUACAUAUGCAUCUUGAAUAUAUAUCUCUUGAAUAUAUAUACAUGUAUAACUUGAACAUAUGUAUACGUGUGUGUGUGUAUGUGUGUAUAUGCACACAUACAUGUAUACAUAUAUGUGUACAAAUAUAUACACACACGUAUAAAGUUUUGAUUAUAUCUGUUUACCUGAACUAAUUUGAGAUCAGGCCCAAAGAUUUUCUUAAAUGUAUGAUGCCAAGGCACAGAAUUAAAACUUCUUGAUGAAAUAUUUUAAGUUAUUUCAAAUUAAAUUUUCUAUGUACCAGAAUUUCUUGUUUGAUUUAUCUUAAAAUCCUGUUAUAUCUUUAUACACACUCAUUCAACUUAUCUAAAUGCCUAUCAAUCAACCCAAAUAAUAUGGUGAAAAAGGAAAGAGUAGUAACCUUUCUAUAGUGUUACUAAUAGGAGAUGGGCUUAAAAACAACACGCUAACAAAGUUAUUGCAUAUAGUUAUAUUUCAAUUAAUAUUGUUUCACCCGAAUUACACCUCUUUUCCCCAGAGUAGCUCCUUUGUCAUCCAUAGUACAACCUGUAAAAUUACACACUGAUACAGAGGCCAGUGUAACCGCCCGUGCAAUCACCAAUGACAGGUGCUCUCCUUUCCCCUGUGAGCAGUGCCAGUAGGUUUGGCGUGGUGAGAAUGAGGCUCCUGGAAAGAUGGCAGUGAAGGAGAUAGCAUAUUUUCCCUUCUGAAGUAAGUUUAUCAGAGAUUAAAAAGAAGAGACCCCCUCUGUGUCAUGGGUAAAAUGUGGUUUCCAUGGCCCCAAGGGCAGCCCUUGAGUAUUUAGGAGGUGCACCCCAACUUUCCCGGUUCACCACUCCCAUGUAACUACCAGCCCCUUGAUUUCAGCAGCCCCAUUUUCCCCACCCCUAGGAGGGAGCACUAAUGAACGCUUGAAGCUAGUCACUUAACUACAUCAUCUUAGUUUGGCCUCAUCAAAAUCAAAUUUGUAUUAAGGUAUACUUUAAGACAGACAAAUGGUUUCUAUUUUCUUUCAACAUGACUUUUUUUUUUCUAUAAAAUGUAAGGUACUGUAUGUAGGUGUCUUUUGAAAGGUAAAAAGACUACAAUGCAAAAUGUUGUUAUUAAUCAUUUUGUUGGUUUUCUCAUUUUAAAAACAACCACUAAAUACAUUUCAGGAAUCCACUAUUCAGAUGGCUAUCUCCUGGGGACAUGGAAUACAUGAAGAAUAGAAGUAAUAUGUCCUGAAUGUUGCAAAGCAAAAUCUAUGCUGAUUUCACAAAGUUUUUAGCUAAUAUACCAGAAACACUCCAAAAUUUGGGUGUUGUUUUUGUUUUUGUCCUGUAUAAUUUAUGAUGGUUUUACUUAUAUUAAAUAGAAGAAAUUUAAAUUAAAUUAAAAGAAAUAACCAACAAAGUGCCUAGCAUGCCUGGCACUGAUGAAUAUUAUUACCUAUUGUUACAAUUAUUAUGUUUAUGAGUUUUUGUUAAUUAUAAGUCAAACGCGUAAUUGUGUAUAACUAAAGAUACUUCUGCAUGAUACCAAA
Delphinapterus leucas (beluga whale) is the source of this 4220-nucleotide messenger RNA. It is a transcript of the gene TSPAN2, whose product is annotated as tetraspanin 2. The record is from RefSeq and is a predicted model, not a curated record. Lineage: Eukaryota; Metazoa; Chordata; Mammalia; Artiodactyla; Monodontidae. Gene Ontology annotation, cellular component: plasma membrane.